GAGCGCGCGCGCAGGCAGGCAGGCAGGCAGGCAGAAGCAUCAUCAUCAUCAUCAUCAUCAGCAGCAGCAGCAUGACUUCAGCAUGACUCCAGCAGUCUCAGUGUAGUGUAGUGUAGUGUAGUGCUGUUUCUGCUCCUCGUUCUCAAAGACAAGCUGCAGGAUGGCCGAGUCUUUUUUACAGAUAGAUGAUGAGGACAAAGGGUAUGCGCUGAGCCUCUUUUGUAUACCCAAACAUUACGAAGAAGACUUGGACAGUGUAAUCAUUCCCAAUGGUCUUAUUAAGGAUCGGACUGAGCGCUUGGCCAGAGACAUUGUUCGUGAUAUGGGCGGGCAACAUAUUGUGGCUCUGUGCGUGCUGAAAGGAGGCUAUACAUUCUUCGCAGACCUGAUGGAUUACAUUAAGACACUGAAUCAGAACAGUGACAAGUCUGUGCCGCUGACUGUGGAUUUCAUUAGGCUAAAGAGUUACUCCAAUGACCAGUCGACAAACAGUGUAAAGGUUAUUGGAGGGGACGAGUUGACUGCUCUCACUGGAAAGAAUGUGCUUGUGGUUGAGGACAUUAUAGAGACUGGGAAGACAAUGGAAACUCUGCUGACAUUAUUAAAUGGAUUUCAACCCAAGAUGGUGAAAGUAGCCAGCCUACUUGUGAAAAGGACACCAAGAAGCUCAGGAUAUCGUCCUGAUUACGUCGGUUUCGAGGUUCCUGAUAAAUUCCUAGUGGGAUACGCCCUAGACUACAACGAAUAUUUCAGGGAUUUGAAUCACAUCUGUAUAUUAAGCGACCAAGCGAAAGAAAAAUACAAAGUAUGAACAUUGGAGUAUGAAAUGCCGGAUGCAUGAAGACUGAGACCACUGUGACCCUGUUCUAUCUCAGUUGCGUUUCCACGUUAUAUUUUUCUCCUUUUUUUUUUUCCCCUGAAGGAGUGUGAACUUCGCUUAAAAGGCCAAAGAUGUUGGAGAAUCGAUGUUGGAUUGGAGACUGGGAAAUAUGUUCCAGUUUGUUUUCUGUUGUAUUUUGUUUACAGUUAGGAGGCCUGGAUUAGUUUGUGUUAGUAACCUAGAAAUAUGACAUUAUUCGAGUUUUAUGAGUACGCUUUUAUUUAUUUCUAUCGAGGCCUUAGAAUGUACUUGAUUGACAACGAAAUGUUAUAAAAAGACAAUGUCAGUUAUAUGGCAGUAAUUAAAAAAAGAAACUUUAUUUAGAGUUAUGAAUUCACUGCAUGGUUACAGUAUGUUUCUUUAAAUACAAAUGGUAAAGUACAUUAUUAUGUACAAAAGAAAAAAACGUUUUUAUUUGUUCGGAAAAUCAGGAUCAUCCUGUAAUAACACGGAGACCUCCUGAAUUAAUGCAAUAAAGUAAUCCUAAUGUC
Molecule: messenger RNA, 1371 nt
Organism: Silurus meridionalis
Lineage: Eukaryota; Metazoa; Chordata; Actinopteri; Siluriformes; Siluridae
Gene: hprt1l
Product: hypoxanthine phosphoribosyltransferase 1, like
Exons: 9
Coding region: 161-811 (216 amino acids)
Biological process (GO): IMP salvage; hypoxanthine metabolic process; purine ribonucleoside salvage
Molecular function (GO): magnesium ion binding; hypoxanthine phosphoribosyltransferase activity
Source: RefSeq, a predicted model, not a curated record